CAACAGGCCUACUCAAUCGUGUUCCUCGAUGAACAUGAGAUAAAAGUUACUUGAGCUGCUUACAAAGGACAAGCUUCCAAGUGCAAGCUUCCUCUUGGCGCAGUCGGAGAGGAAGGGAAUACGGUGUUGGUGACGGUUUGUGUCUUCGGACAAGAAGAGGAGACCGAUGAAAAAGUCACCGGCAUCCUCUCUCUUCUCCAAAACCCUCUACUUCAUCUAUCGCCCUCGUCCCGCCGAUGCUCUACUUUCCUCCUCCUCCUCUUACUCCGUCGCCGCUACCGGAAGCGGAGCUCUUCAGCCCAGCUUCAUGGCCGAAUACCUCGUCACGUCAUGUGGCUUCUCCCCGGAGAAGGCGACCAAGGCCUCGAAUCUCCUCGGCGGCAUCGCGUCCCGCCGGCAGCCCGACUCCGUCCUUGGCUUUCUCAAAAGCCACGGUUUUGACGACACCCAUGUGAAAGAGCUCUUGUCUGGGAACCCCCGGUGGCUUCUCCUCGACGUGGAGACGAACCUGGCCGCCAAGUUCCGAACUCUCCAGGAGUUAGGCUUCUCACAGUCCGACAUCACCCACCUCGUCGUGGCCAAUCCCGCCGCAAUCAACUUUCGCGUCCCCACCGUGGUGCACAAGAUCCGGUUUUGGCAGGGACUCAUGGGAUCCAAAGACGUCCUCGUAAAGCUUUUUAAGCACCACCGGUGGCUUCUCGAGUAUAGCAUCGAGAAGAGGAUCCAGCCAAACAUCGAUAUGCUACGGAGCUGUGGUUUCACGGAUCAAAAGCUUAGAACGAUCCUGAGGUACCAGCCCAUGUUGGUAACCCAGAGGGCGGAAACCUUGAGGGCCUUGAUCAGUCGUGUCGAGGGAUUCGGAGUAGCCCGCACCUCGGGGAGGUUCCACUGGACUCUGUGGAAGCUCUCCAAUGUUAGCGUGGAGAGAUUCAAUGCGCAAAAGAAGCUAUUCAGGGCCUUCGGGUGGUCAGAGGCCGACUUCCUCGACGCAUUCAGAAAGACUCCUGGUUUCUUGACAGGUUCCCUGAAGAAUCUGAAGAUGAAAAUGGAAUUCUUGGUGAAUGAGGCUGGAUAUGCUCCGUCUUAUAUCGCCCUCCGGCCUGUGCUUUUGACAUAUAGUUUAGAGAAAAGGUUGAUCCCAAGAUAUCAGCUCAUGGCAGCCGUGAAGUCCAGGGGGCUGUGCGCUGGUCAUCCCAAAUUGCUCACAUAUAUCCUGUGUCCAGAGAAGAAGUUCUUGGAAAGGUAUGUCAUCAUCUACAAGAAGCAGUUUCCGGAGCUCAUUGAAUUGUACAGUGCGAGAAAAUAGUAGUUCUGGAUUAGCUAGCUGUAGGUUUUGGUUCCUGCAAUCCAUGGUUUCAGGUUCCAGCCUUUUACUCUCUGCCUAACUUGAUCUGCAGUUUGAGACUUAUUAGUAUUAUGAUUUAUGUCAUUUGCUUCCUUUUUUUCUGGUGCAUUAAGUGAAAUGUAGCUGCAUACAUGUAGAAAGAAAGGAAAGCAAUAUGAAGUGGAACACAAUGACUCCUUGUAGCA
Musa acuminata AAA Group (dessert banana) is the source of this 1530-nucleotide messenger RNA. Its product is annotated as transcription termination factor MTERF15, mitochondrial-like. Gene Ontology annotation, molecular function: double-stranded DNA binding. The record is from RefSeq and is a predicted model, not a curated record. The transcript has 2 exons. Lineage: Eukaryota; Viridiplantae; Streptophyta; Magnoliopsida; Zingiberales; Musaceae. The coding region runs from base 167 to 1306 and encodes 379 amino acids. Gene Ontology annotation, biological process: regulation of DNA-templated transcription.